UUAUAUGUUUAUUAUUUCCUUUAUAUGUCAUAAGCUUCUGUAAUAAGCCUAUAUUUUCGUCAGGCAGAAAUCAGUAGUUUAAUUGGUAAAAAUGGCCAGGAAAAAUUCAGACAAACGCCAUGGCAAUUCUGGUGGAAUGUGCGACCUUUCAUGCUUAAGGGGGGUUUUAAUUGCUUUCAAUUUCUUGUUUAUUAUUGGAGGAUGCGGGGCCUUGGCUAUUGGAAUAUGGACUGUAAUCUCUAAGAUGAAAUAUGCAGCUCUGUUGGGUUCAAUCUACUACAACCUCAUCACAUAUUUGUUGAUUGGAGCUGGGGUUUUGGUCUUGAUAACUGGUGUUCUGGGCUGCAUGGGCGCAGUUCGGAAAAACUCUGGCAUGCUGACAUGUUACUUUGCCCUGCUGGUCACAAUUUUCUUGUGCGAGUGCGUGGCAGGAAUUUUGGCCUUUGUGUAUUACCAAUCUCUACAUGACGAAUUGGUUUCAGAAUUGAAAUCAAAUUUGAACAAGAAUUAUAAUCAAACUGGGCAAGAAUCUUUUUCAAUGGCGGUUGAUGACAUGCAGCAGGACUUCCAGUGCUGUGGUGUGAGUGCAUAUUCAGAUUGGAGUGGAAGCAAAUUUAUUACAACUAACCAAGACGGCUUGAAGACACCAGAAUCUUGCUGUAAGUCUCCUUCUCCAGGCUGUAGUGUACGAGACCACCCUUCCAAUAUCUACAGAGUGCUUGGCUCAGAUAGCAUGGGCUGUCUUACAAGGCUAGAGCAGUACAUUAAAGACCAUCUCUUCAUUUUGGCAAUUACUGGCACAGCAGUGGCAUGUCUCGAAAUCCUGGUCAUGAUUUUUACUUGCUGUCUUCGCAGUCGCAUAAGAGAGGAAGAAGAUGAGCCUUACUAACACAGCAGUUAAUAUACACAAACUGAUAUACAGCUAACUUACACAUUGCAUGAUGUUACUAAUUUUGCUUCUGCUUUAAAACAUUCUAUCACUAAAUAUUUGUCAUUUUUUUUCUGAAUCAAAGUCUUAUCUUCGAAAAUGGAAUGAGAGUUUUUAAAUUCAUUUCUUAUGAAAUCUUAUCAAUAUGUAAUAUAUGCUAUGCCCAGCACUUACUUCAUAUCAGAUCCCAAGGGACUUUAUAAGCAAUUAAGUGUGUAAUUCUUGAAUUAAAUGGUGCUACAACUAUUGAUUUGUGAACCAAAUCUAUACCGGUACCCUUUUGGUACUAAUAAUACAUACUUGGUCAUAGUAGUUCACAAUCACAUUCUUUUUUACUUUAUUUUGCCUCUUUUGUAAAGAAUGGUACACUACGUAAUAAAUUUGCUCUAAA
Molecule: messenger RNA, 1319 nt
Organism: Ciona intestinalis (vase tunicate)
Lineage: Eukaryota; Metazoa; Chordata; Ascidiacea; Phlebobranchia; Cionidae
Product: CD151 antigen-like
Cellular component (GO): plasma membrane
Source: RefSeq, a predicted model, not a curated record